This is a messenger RNA of Ziziphus jujuba (common jujube), 2005 nucleotides long. RefSeq names its product 3-isopropylmalate dehydratase large subunit, chloroplastic-like. NCBI's taxonomy places the organism in Eukaryota, Viridiplantae, Streptophyta, Magnoliopsida, Rosales, Rhamnaceae. Gene Ontology annotation, biological process: amino acid biosynthetic process. The transcript is spliced from 15 exons. The record is from RefSeq and is a predicted model, not a curated record. The coding region runs from base 176 to 1699 and encodes 507 amino acids. Gene Ontology annotation, molecular function: 3-isopropylmalate dehydratase activity; 4 iron, 4 sulfur cluster binding.
UUUCUUCUUGUCGGGGUCAAACAAACAAAACCGAACUUGGGAUUGCAGCGUGAGGUCUCCACGGUGCCUAUUUCAAUCAAUCUCUUCAUCAAGCCGCCGCCUUUAAGUUGUUGAGAGACUUCGGUCUGUUGCCAGAAACUCAGGAAAAUCUCAGAACUCCCACCAUUCUACAUCCAUGGCUGCUUCUAUCGCUCCAACUUCCACAUCUUUCAUCAACAAGAAGGAGUUGGAUCUCUCUGCUUUUUCUUUGUCACGGCCACUCUCCCUUCAGAGAUGCAAGAGAACCAUCCCAAAGAAAAUUUGUUCGGUUAUGGCACCGCAACAAUCAGAACGCAGUCCCGCCACCACUGGCUCGGUCAAGACGGCGAUGACGAUGACCGAGAAGAUCUUGGCUAGGGCCUCUGAGAAAACCCAGUUGAGCCCAGGUGACAAUGUCUGGGUAAAUGUUGAUGUUUUGAUGACACAUGAUGUUUGUGGCCCUGGUUCUAUUGGAAUCUUCAAGAAAGAGUUCGGCCAGAAUGCAAAGGUUUGGGACCGGGAGAAGGUUGUAAUCAUACCUGACCAUUAUAUAUUUACAAGUGAUGAACGUGCAAAUCGUAAUGUUGAUAUCUUGAGGGAUUUCUGCACAGAACAAAAUAUCAAGUACUUUUAUGAUAUUAAAGAUUUGAGUAACUUUAAGGUUAACCCGGAUUACAAAGGUGUUUGCCAUAUUGCUCUUGCCCAAGAAGGUCAUUGCAGGCCUGGAGAGGUUCUGUUAGGUACAGACUCCCACACCUGUACUGCUGGAGCAUUUGGCCAAUUUGCUACUGGAAUUGGUAACACUGAUGCAGGUUUCGUAUUGGGUACUGGGAAGCUUCUGCUCAAGGUGCCUCCGACUCUCCGAUUUGUAAUGGAUGGUGAAAUGCCAGAUUACUUACUAGCUAAAGAUUUGAUUUUACAGAUUAUUGGUGAAAUAUCUGUUGCUGGUGCAACAUAUAAAGCCAUGGAGUUUGUUGGUACAACAGUUGAAAGUUUAAGUAUGGAAGAAAGGAUGACUCUGUGCAACAUGGUUGUUGAAGCUGGUGGGAAGAAUGGUGUUGUCCCUGCAGAUAGUACUACAUAUAAGUACCUUGAGGAUAAGACAUCUACGCCCUAUGUACCUGUAUACAGUGACGAGAAGGCUAGAUUCCUUUCCGAGUAUAGAUUUGACAUCUCAAAACUGGAGCCUUUGGUGGCAAAGCCUCAUUCUCCUGACAAUCGUGCUUUAGCUAGAGAGUGUAAAGAUGUGAAAAUUGAUAGAGUAUAUAUUGGAUCUUGUACUGGUGGUAAAACGGAGGAUUUCCUUGCUGCAGCAAAAGUUUUUCUAGCUUCAGGCAAAAAGGUCAAAGUUCCCACAUUCCUUGUCCCUGCUACUCAAAAGGUUUGGAUGGACCUUUAUAGUCUUCCAGUACCAGGAUCUGGUGGCAAAACCUGCUCCCAGAUAUUUGAGGAAGCUGGUUGUGAUACACCUGCAAGUCCUAGUUGUGGUGCUUGUUUGGGUGGCCCCAAAGACACUUAUGCACGCAUGAAUGUACCUCAGGUAUGUGUGUCAACAACAAACAGGAACUUCCCUGGCCGAAUGGGACAUAAGGAAGGCCAAAUAUAUCUUGCUUCCCCAUACACAGCAGCAGCAUCUGCUUUGACUGGUUAUGUCACCGAUCCCAGAGAAUUCUUGCACUAGACUAUGACUCAUAAUUCUCAUCACAUUGUAUGUGUUUCUUUCUACUGUAUUUUUCAAAGUUAGAUGCUAGAACAUGGAUCUGAAAAUGAAAAGUGGGUUGUCACACACCCACCCCAGAGAUUCCAUAUUAGGAGGUUGUACUGUAUUAUUUAUGUGCAAUUCACCGUAUAAACUUGUUUUUGAGUGUUUUGAUGGCUACAAGAAGGAAAUAAAUAGCUGGAGUAUGUUAGAAAAAAUAACUGAAAAUAUGGUCUUGUAUAGUUACCGUAUGAGAAUGAUGAUUUAGUGUAUGAAUUCUAUUGUCUA